CGACACACCAGUAAUGAGGUGGUGGUGCUGAGAGUCAUAUUCUCUACGCGCGUGCGAAUUAAAACGCAUUUAAUCAUGCCGAUGAAAGGAAGGUUCCCCAUACGGAGGACGUUAGAAUAUCUGCAGAAAGGAGAAGUGGUCUUCAAAAACUCGGUGAAGAUUAUGACUGUGAAUUACAACACGCGUGGAGAACUGAGCGAAGGCGCAAGGAAAUUUGUGUUCUUCUCUGUGCCACAAAUACAGUACAAAAAUCCCUGGGUUCAAAUAAUGAUGUUCAAAAAUAUGACCCCAUCACCUUUUCUCCGAUUCUACCUGGGUGAUGGCGAGCAGGUAUUGGUGGACGUAGAAGGAAAGGACUAUAAAGAAAUAACCCAGCAUGUCAAGAAGAUCCUGGGCAAGUCAGAUAAAGUUCUGCAAGCAGAGGCGUUAGCCAAGAUGGAGUCCUCAAACCCUGCGAACUUCGGGCCCAAAAAAUACUUCCUGCGCGAGUGUAUAAGCGAAGUGGAAGGUCAGGUUCCUCACCCAGGUCACGUGCCUUUGCCAAAAGAGAUGACUGGCAAAUACAGGACCAAAAUGGCUGCGAGCUCUGAGGACUAAACCUGGUCACAGGAAAAAGGACAGGACAGGAUUGUAACAUUUCAUCCUUUAAUCAGUUCUUCUGCCCAAAUGGACUGCAGUCAGUAUGUGUGAAAAUGCUUUCCUCAUACUGUGGAAAUAAUAAGCAGCCAUGGUGUUUUUUUUUUGUUUUUUUUUGUAAAAUAUAAAAUGGACUGUUGUUUGAUUACUUACUUGGUCUUCACUAAGACAUGAUGAUAAAUGAAUGACACCACAGUAAAGAUUCAUUUGACCGCAAUAUUCUUACUUGAUCAGUUUUAUUAGUGCUGAGUUUGCAUUCUGAACGAGAACAGGCAUCAAAUGCGACCAGACUUUCCACUGACAUUAGCCACAAACACAUCAUUUAUACAUUAGAGAAAUAUCACCAAAAAAACAACAACCCUGUUCCGCAUUUAGCCCUAUGCAGACGUGUUUUUAGUGAUACUCCGUAAUCAUUUAAACUGAAAUACUGCCUAUUCAUGAUAAAUAAAUCUCGGAACUGC
Ictalurus punctatus (channel catfish) is the source of this 1097-nucleotide messenger RNA. RefSeq names its product mitochondrial ribosomal protein S25 (gene mrps25). Gene Ontology annotation, molecular function: structural constituent of ribosome. Gene Ontology annotation, cellular component: mitochondrion. The record is from RefSeq and is marked provisional. NCBI's taxonomy places the organism in Eukaryota, Metazoa, Chordata, Actinopteri, Siluriformes, Ictaluridae.